GGACAACAAAGACUCGCCAUGAAGCUCUCGAUUCGUCGCUAUGAUAUGGUUUUAACUCAUAAAAAUGAAUCCUGCAAACAUGUUCCUAAUAAACAUGGUUUCCUAUCAGCAAGAUCAUCGACUAUGAUUCAAUAAAGUUAGGACCGAGAAUGGCUGGCUCAUAGGAUCCCUCCACUUUGCUCGCUGUGCCGAGAUAAGUGAAGCAUAGCUCACGACGUCUAUAAAGAUGCCAGCCUUGUCCCUGGGUUGUCUCCUGCACGCUUCCUUCAGCUAUAUCUUGGUUACGCAACGUUUUCCCGUGUUGGGGCGCCAGGAAACAAGGAGGCCACAACUUGUCUGCAGUUCCGCGGGAAAUGAAGCCCAGUAGAGGCUCUGAGCGCAACGACAAGAUGGCCCCCUGGAAGGAACGCUCUUCCUGCUAUGUCAAUACUGUUGAAGGUGGGGCUGCAGAGAACCAGCACAUCGGGGUAGAGUAUGAUAGCAUGGCGACCUUGCCUUCAUCCAUCACUCGAAUAGAAUCUGUCGCCUACGAGAAGAAGCCUAAGCAGGAAGAGGGGCUUUUCACUGUUGUUACUGCUGAUGGUACUUUUCCCCGAAAGCUCACAUUUAACAAGGUGUAAUGCGUAUCCGGCGGAGCUAUAUCUUUGAAGCAGUUUUAUUAUUCGUGAAGGAUCGAUUCCCACUUAGCCUUUUCUUUUUUUCCUUUUCUUUUUUUUUAAGUGGUAUAUAUUAAUGAUUUCUUUAUUGCAUGUACUGAUCUUUAUAUUUGUCGUCAUAAGAUAUUCCCGGAAUGCCUGGGUGGACCAUGACAGGGGUGUGACACACAUGUACUUUGUUUAGGGUAAACUCAAAUCUAGAGCAGC
This is a messenger RNA of Aspergillus versicolor CBS 583.65, 863 nucleotides long. RefSeq lists its product as uncharacterized. Bases 354 to 620 code for a protein of 88 amino acids. NCBI's taxonomy places the organism in Eukaryota, Fungi, Ascomycota, Eurotiomycetes, Eurotiales, Aspergillaceae. The record is from RefSeq and is a predicted model, not a curated record. The transcript is spliced from 4 exons.